AUGGAGCCAUCACCUGAUGAGAACGGUUCUACAUGUAAGCGAAGGAGACGUAAGAGACCUUCACCAUCUACAAAAUCCCCUUCUAUCCGUAGGACCAGCACAGACAAUGCAGAUGUGGACUACCGGGACAUUCAUUUCAGUUUCGUUUCAAGCGAUAAUGAAUAUAGUGAGAGUAGGGAGAGUAUUACAGAUAUAAUGGGAGAAAAUGAAGUGCCCAAUAGGAUUGCUGCUGUGAGUAAACAUCAAAGAGAUUCUACAAUUGAUCCAGCCCUUGCCUAUGAAAUUAAAUUGAUGCUUGAUGAAGUUAAUCCAUAUGUAAAGCAGUACCAUCAUGUAGCUUCAAUUAUAAAUCGAGAUAACUAUGCUACGCUGAAGUUAUGCUUAAUUAGUUCAAGAUAUCAUGAUGGCCGCAUAUACAACAUGCCUUCUACUUCUGAAGUUGCAGCUUUGAUUGUUAGUGAUAUUGAUAACAGUUACAAUGUCAGAGAUAUUAUUGUGGAGUACCAAUCUGGAAUUCCCAAACGCAUUAAUGAGCUACAUGCAUGUUAUUUACCUCUUCAAUAUCCUUCACUAUUCCCAUAUGGAGAAGAUGGAUAUAGAGAUGAUAUUGAGCACAGAGAAGAGACAUUAAGUGCCACAAAGAAAAAGAAAAGGCUAAGCAUGAGAGAAUUCUUUUCAUAUAGGUUGAUGACACGUGAACUUGAGCUUUCCGUCUUAUUACAUGCCACAAGGUUACUUCAACAGUUCAUAGUUGAUGGGUACACAAUGAUUGAAUCUCAAAGAUUACUUUGGAUUAGGACACAUCAAAAAGAGCUUAGAGUUGAGUUGUAUAGAGGUCUUACUGAUGCAGUACUUAGAGGUAAAACGGAUGCGUCUGCUAUUAGGAAAAGAAUAAUACUAACUUCCUCUUUCACUGGAGGAGCAAGGUACAUGAUACAAAAUUACCAAGAUGCUAUGGCCUUAUGCAGGUGGGCAGGAUAUCCUGAUAUAUUUUUAACUUUCACUUGCAAUCCAGCUUGGCCAGAAAUCAAGAGAUUUUGUCAAAAACAAUCUUUGCAACCUUCAGAUAGGCCUAACAUCUUAUGUAGGGUUUUUAAGAUGAAGUUGCAUUCUCUUCUCAAGACAAUAAAAGAGAAGAGAAUUUUUGGCUCUGUACGUGCAGAGGUAUAUAUAGUGGAAUUUCAAAAGCGAGGGUUGCCACAUGCACACAUUCUCCUUUUUCUUGAACCAGAAGACAAAAUCAACAAUACUGAACGUAUAGAUGAAGUCAUAUCUGCUGAAAUUCCUGACAAAGAGUCUUCACCUAUAUUAUAUGAUUUGGUCCAAACAUAUAUGUUUCAUGGUCUAUGUGGGGCAAACAAUCCAAAAUCUCCAUGCAUGAAGGAUAAGAAAUGCACAAAAUAUUUCCCCAAAAGAGAUUCGCUCAACAAACUACCUUGGAUGAUGAAGAUGUUCCAAGCACACAUUAAUGUGGAGAAAUGCAAUCAAUCAACUUCAAUUAAGUAUUUAUUUAAGUACAUCAGUAAGGGAAAUGAUAGAGUUGUUGCUGGAAUAUUUGACAAUAGUAGGAACCACGACGCUACAGGUUUCAUUGAUGAGAUACAACAAUACUAUAGUUGUAGGUACAUAUCUGCAUGUGAAAGUGCUUGGCGUAUUUUUGGGUUUCAAAUUCAUCAUAGAUAUCCAGCAGUAGAGAGGUUGAGCUUCCACUUACCAAAUCAACAGUUUAUUAUUUACUCUAACUCUGAUGAUGUUACGGAUUUAUUGGAUAAGCCAAGAGUUGCUGAGUUACAAUUUCUAGCAUGGAUGAAAUUUAAUUCUAGGGGUGGGCUUGCUGCUACAUUAACUUAUGCUGAAUUUCCUAAUCAUUUUGUGUACCAAAAAAAUAAAAGGCAAUGGAAGGAGAGAAAAAAAGGAUUUGCUGUUGGUAGGAUAAACCAUGUAUCAGCUUCAGUUGGAGAACUGUACUACUUACGAAUCUUACUCACCAAAGUUAAGGGGCCUUCGUCUUUUGAAGAUAUUAGAACAGUAGAUGGGGUUAUCCAUCCAACUUUUAGGGCAGCAUGUCUGGCACUUGGUUUAUUAGAUGAUGAUGCUGAAUAUAUAUCAGGAAUCUAA
This is a messenger RNA of Neltuma alba, 2118 nucleotides long. RefSeq lists its product as uncharacterized. The coding region runs from base 1 to 2118 and encodes 705 amino acids. Lineage: Eukaryota; Viridiplantae; Streptophyta; Magnoliopsida; Fabales; Fabaceae. The record is from RefSeq and is a predicted model, not a curated record. The transcript has 6 exons.